AUGUCAUUGUCAUACAGUCAUCAACUAUUAUCUCCUGAUCCUCAUGCGAAACAUAUUGAAGUUCCUUGCUUUAUGCAGAUGCUGAAGAUGGAGCGCAAGGUCCAAUCAGCUAGGCGGCAUGAGUCGAUCUAUUGGCAUUUAGCUUCACAUGGUGUCCCAAAGAGUUUACAUUGUCUUUGCCUCAAACUGGCCGAAGAGUAUGCUGUGAAUGCCAUGGCACGUUCUCAUUUACCUCCACCUGAAUUUGUUUCUCAUCUCACUGAUCCUUCAUUCGAUCACAUCGUUCUUCUAACUGACAAUGUCCUUGCUGCCUCGGUCGCCAUCUCAUCUACCAUCAAGAGCUCAGUCAAGCCAGAGAAAUUGGUGUUCCAUGUAGUGACUGAUAAGAAAACCUAUACUUCAAUGCAUGCAUGGUUUGCAAUAAACUCCGUAAAUUCAGCAGUCGUGGAAGUCAAAGGAUUGCAUCAAUAUGAUUGGCCUCAUGAGGUGAAUGUUGGAAUUCAGGAUAUGCAAGAGAUUCAUCACCUGAUCUGGAGCCAUAAAUAUGACAAUUUGAAGGACAUUGAAUAUAAGGAAGAGCAUGAAAGGAACUUAGAGAUUCUAAACCUCAGCUGUGUUUCCCUUUUGAAUCAUCUGCGCAUAUACAUCCCGGAGCUGUUUCCAGAUUUGAACAAGAUUGUGUUCCUAGACGAUGAUAUUAUAGUGCAACACGACUUAUCAUCUCUAUGGGAAUUGGAUCUCAAUGGGAAAGUUGUCGGUGCGGUUGUUGACUCAUGGUGCGGUCAUGCCUGUUGCCACGGUAGAAAAUACAAGGACUAUUUCAACUUUACAGAGCCAAUUAUAUCUUCAAACUUGGAUCGUGAUCAGUGUGGGUGGUUAUAUGGGAUGAAUGUUUUUGAUCUCCAAACAUGGAGGAAGACCAAUAUCACUGCAAACUAUCAUCGAUGGCUUAAACUUGUGAGUAUUUUUUGCUCAAUUGUUUUAAUAUAUGAAAAUAUAACUAGCAUUCUUUGUUUUGGUAACUCUGAUUUUAUUUUGCAGAACCUCAAUUCUGGAUUGACAUUAUGGCAUCCUGGAGCACUUCCACCUGCCUUGCUAGCGUUCGAGGGUCACGUGCAUACCAUUGAUCCAUCGUGGCAUGUUGCUGGGUUAGGCCAUCGAUUUCCACAAGUUUCCCAACAGGUAUUGGAAGCUGCAUCUGUUAUCCAUUUCAGUGGACCCGCAAAACCGUGGCUUGAGAUUGGGAUCCCUGAGGUACGAAGCUUGUGGAAUCAACAUGUGAAUUUCUCAAAUGAACUUAUUAGAAAAUGUAGAAUAAUAGGGUGA
Molecule: messenger RNA, 1326 nt
Organism: Ilex paraguariensis (yerba mate)
Lineage: Eukaryota; Viridiplantae; Streptophyta; Magnoliopsida; Aquifoliales; Aquifoliaceae
Source: the annotation of a GenBank genome assembly